UGUGGGGCGCCAGGCUUAGCGGCGGUGUGCGUUGGGUGGUCGGGGAGCCGCAGAGUAGGAAAACAAAAGGACGGGAAGAAACCCUCCCCGGUAUUUUAGAGCUUUCACUUCCUACUGAGGCGCUGGGCAGAGGUGGACGGGUUAGCCGGAAAGGCCUGGAAAUCGAAACCUUGCACCCUUGGACAUGCGACUCCGCCCACUCAGCGGCUGCACCCAAGUCCCAUGGGAUCGUGACCCCCCAAAACAAGCAGUCGAGAAAAAAAUUAAGAGUUUAGUCGUCGCGUUUGCCCGUCCUAAUUCUUGGGAUUCGAAGUCUGACUUUUUUAUUGUUCUUUUUCAUGAGAAAUUCUGAGCUGCUCAUGAAACGCAGUGGGUUUGGGUCGUAAUUGCUGUACCCCCCUGUGACCUCACACAAGCUGCACUGCUUUUGCGCUGCAGGGUUGCAGGAAGCUGUUGGGAAAAUAGUUUUCAAUAAAGAUAAAAUGUGCUGUAGAAUGCGUUUGCAUGUUUAUUUUACUCAAGACAUCGCUGUGUGUCCUUCAAGCGGCCCCAAGACCUGCUGUUGUUCUUAGUUGGGUUGGUAGGACUGACCACAGAAUUGGUGGGGUCCUUGUUAAAUUGUUCAGUGUUUCACGGUGGGUACAAAAGGGCAGGAAGCUAAGUUGGGGGACUCCUGUACACCUAAGGUCGUAUGCCCAGGAGAGUGAAUCUGUUGGUUGGAGAUGCCCUGAGUUCGGGGGUCCCCCGAUGGGUCCCCUGCCUCUCCCAGCAGGCCCGUGAUCUGUCUCGUGUCUCUCUCCAGCAGCCGAUACCAGGAGUCCCCUGAGCCCCUGUCCACUGCAGUGCUGACCAGCCCGCCCACCUGUGCUGAGCUCUUCUGCAGCCUCAUCCCGCUUCUGUGGGACCCUGCGAAGUGGGUCCGGCCGGCCGGAGAAGAAAUCCCUCUCAUGCUAACAUCGCAGACCCCAGAGGGUCCCGUGUGGGUGCUGAGAUGGCCAAUGAAAACCAUGGCAGCCCCCGGGAGGAGGCAUCCCUGCUGAGUCACUCCCCGGGCACCUCCAGUCAGCCUUGUUCUCCAAAGCCAAUGCGCCUGGUGCAGGACCUCCCAGAGGAGCUGGUGCACGCGGGCUGGGAGAAGUGCUGGAGCCGGAGGGAAAACCGUCCCUAUUACUUCAACCGAUUCACCAACCAGUCCCUAUGGGAGAUGCCCGUGCUGGGCCAGCAUGAUGUGAUCUCGGAUCCUUUGGGGCUGAAUGCGACCCCACUGCCCCAAGACUCGAGCUUGGUGGAAACUCCCCCGGCUGAGAACAAGCCCAGAAAGCGGCAGCUCUCGGAAGAGCAGCCCAGCGGCAAUGGUGUGAAGAAGCCCAAGAUUGAAAUCCCCAUGGCAGCCACGGGCCAGUCGGUGCCUAGCUCCCCGAGCAUUCCAGGAACCCCGACACUGAAGAUCUGGGGGACAUCCCCUGAAGACAAACAGCAGGUGGCUCUCCUUCGCCCCACAGAGGUGUACUGGGAUCUGGACAUCCAGACCAAUGCCGUCAUCAAGCACCGGGGGCCCUCGGAGGUAUUGCCCCCGCACCCUGAAGUGGAGUUACUGCGCUCCCAGCUGAUCCUAAAGCUUCGGCAGCACUAUCGGGAGCUGUGCCAGCAGCGAGAGGGUAUCGAGCCUCCUCGAGAGUCUUUCAACCGUUGGAUGCUGGAGCGCAAGGUGGUAGACAAAGGAUCCGACCCCCUGUUGCCAAGCAACUGCGAACCAGUUGUGUCACCCUCCAUGUUCCGUGAAAUCAUGAAUGACAUUCCCAUCAGGUUAUCUCGAAUCAAGUUCCGGGAGGAAGCUAAGCGCCUGCUCUUUAAGUAUGCCGAGGCUGCCAGGCGGCUCAUUGAAUCCAGGAGUGCCUCCCCCGACAGCAGGAAGGUGGUCAAGUGGAACGUAGAGGACACCUUCAGCUGGCUCCGGAAAGACCACUCGGCCUCCAAGGAGGACUACAUGGACCGCCUGGAGCACCUGCGGAGGCAGUGUGGGCCCCACGUGUCGGCUGCAGCCAAGGACUCGGUGGAGGGCAUCUGCAGCAAGGUCUAUCAUAUCUCCCUGGACUACGUCAAACGGAUCCGAGAAAAGCACCUUGCCAUCCUUAAGGAAAACAACAUCCCAGAAGAGGCCGAGGCUCCUGAGCUGGAGCCCCGCCUGGUGUACUGCUACCCGGUACGGCUGGCCGUGUCUGCGCCCCCAAUGCCCAGCGUGGAGAUGCACCUGGAGAAUAACGUGGUCUGCAUCCGGUACAAGGGCGAGAUGGUCAAGGUCAGCCGCAAUUACUUCAGCAAGCUGUGGCUCCUCUACCGAUACAGCUGCGUGGAUGACUCGGCCUUGGAGAGGUUCCUGCCUCGAGUCUGGUGUCUUCUCCGGCGCUAUCAGAUGAUGUUUGGCGUGGGCCUCUAUGAGGGGACUGGCCUGCAGGGGUCGCUGCCUGUGCACGUCUUCGAGGUCCUCCACCGACUCUUUGGCGUCAGCUUUGAGUGCUUUGCCUCGCCGCUCAACUGCUACUUCCGCCAGUACUGCUCUGCCUUCCCUGACACAGACGGCUACUUUGGCUCCCGAGGGCCCUGCCUGGACUUCGCUCCGCUGAGUGGCUCAUUUGAGGCCAACCCUCCAUUCUGUGAGGAACUCAUGGACGCCAUGGUGUCUCACUUCGAGAAACUGCUGGAAAGCUCGCCAGAGCCCCUGUCCUUCAUUGUGUUCAUCCCCGAGUGGCGGGAUCCCCCAACCCCAGCGCUCACCCGCAUGGAGCAGAGCCGCUUCCGGCGCCACCAGCUGAUUCUGCCUGCCUUUGAGCAUGAGUACCGCAGCGGCUCCCAGCACAUCUGCAAGAAGGAGGAAAUGCACUACAAGGCAGUCCACAACACGGCCGUGAUCUUCUUGCAGAAUGACCCCGGCUUUGCCAAGUGGGGGCCGACACCCGAGCGGCUGCAGGAGCUCACUACCGCCUACCGGCAGUCUGGUCGGACCCAUAGCUCCAGCUCUUCAUCCUCAUCCUCGGAGGCCAAGGAGCGGGACUCGGGCCGCGAGCCUCACCCCACCUAACACAGCCUGCGGGGUGGAGGAACCCCAGGGUGCUGGCAUUGACUGCUGGGACUUGGACCUUUGGGGGCCAAGCAGGCCCAGGGCCUCCCCAAGGGGUGGCAGCAGGACUCAGGCUGCCAGGGACAUAGGAAGAUUCUGGCUCUUUGGCCGGGGUUCCCCCUCCCUGCCCCAGCUCCCAACUGCCCACCCUGAACUCACCUGAGUCCCUUGUAUAUAGGCCCGAUACCCUUCUUUUUACCCUCCCAACCCCCCAUGGUUUCAUCUGUAAAAGGAAAUACAGACCCCCUCCCUUCAAAAAUGUGUGAGGAUCUCAGCAAAGGAGGUCUACCCUGGGGACCACACCCCUGCCUCUCCAGGUUCAGCUUGCAGGGCCAUUGCUCCACACAGCUGGUCGCCUGGCUCCCGGGCCUGUGUGCCCAGGGGCUGGCAGCAGAGCUGCAGACUUGUCCAGCUGGGCAGAGCAGAGGAAGCCCCCUGCCGGUACUUGAGUUGCCCUGCAAGCAAGAGCCUCUGUGCAGCACCUUCCCACCCUCUGAGGACCUGGGGAGGAGGGUGCUGGGGUGACAUCUCUGCUCUGGCCUUGCGUGGCUGGCAGCCUGUCCUUCAUGCCCCCACUGGAGUGGCUUUUGAUAAGCUCCUGCUCGGGCAGUCUGUCAGUGAGAGGACAAAGUGAGCCAGCCAGGCCUGGACUAUGGUCCUUUUAUUCAGACAAGGGCCCAGUGGGUCCAAGCAAACAAAAAUAAAUCUCUCUUCUAGA
Molecule: messenger RNA, 3836 nt
Organism: Ochotona curzoniae (black-lipped pika)
Lineage: Eukaryota; Metazoa; Chordata; Mammalia; Lagomorpha; Ochotonidae
Gene: PCIF1
Product: phosphorylated CTD interacting factor 1
Exons: 17
Coding region: 992-3079 (695 amino acids)
Cellular component (GO): nucleus
Molecular function (GO): RNA polymerase II C-terminal domain binding; mRNA (2'-O-methyladenosine-N6-)-methyltransferase activity
Source: RefSeq, a predicted model, not a curated record